This is a messenger RNA of Populus nigra (black poplar), 3634 nucleotides long. RefSeq names its product nuclear pore complex protein NUP96. The transcript is spliced from 6 exons. Bases 273 to 3476 code for a protein of 1067 amino acids. Gene Ontology annotation, cellular component: nuclear pore. Lineage: Eukaryota; Viridiplantae; Streptophyta; Magnoliopsida; Malpighiales; Salicaceae. The record is from RefSeq and is a predicted model, not a curated record. Gene Ontology annotation, biological process: nucleocytoplasmic transport. Gene Ontology annotation, molecular function: structural constituent of nuclear pore.
CGAAGAAGGAAAACACAUGAAGAGCAAGGACCUGCAAUCUCGUUUUACUAGACGAAAACAGUGUCGUUUCUGUUGGCUACCUCUCUAGUUCCUCGCAGUUUCUUUUCCCUCCCUUUGUUUCCCUUUACUCUGCAUCCACAGUGCAGCUUCCAUUAGCCCGAGUAGAUCCCUUCUUUUAAGCCACCCUAGACCGGAACUUCCGGUUAACCUCCGCUCCCAUACCAAAAAACCGAAAGCCUUUACUCUGCUAAUUUACUCUCUCUGCUCCUAUCAUGGCGUCUUCUUCUCUCCUCCCGGUUUCCGGGAGUUCAAAUGAGAUUCCAAGUAUAAGAAGCAAUCUUUCUUUUGGCACUUCAUGUGAACUGGAUUUUGAAGUAGAAACUUUAAAUUCAGAGGGUCAAUACAAGAAAAGAAGAACCUCUCUAAAAAGUGAGCCACGGUGCGAGGAUUUCAGAAUGGUCGAAGCUUUGUUGCCCACAUUGCGUUCAGUAGAUUAUUAUAUGGAACCUUGUUUGAUGGACCUGGCUGCUCGGGAAGUUGUGGAUCCUGGAUAUUGCAGUCGGGUCCUGGAUUUCACUGUUGGAAGGUUUGGUUAUGGACGUGUUAAGUUUCUCGGGAAGACUGAUGUUAGGAGGUUAAAUUUAGAUCAGAUUGUGAAGUUUAAUAGGCAUGAAGUAAUUGUAUAUGAAGAUGAAAAUGCUAAGCCUAUGGUUGGUCAGGGCCUUAAUAAGCCCGCUGAAGUUUCUUUGACUUUAAAACUAAAAUUGUUGGAUUUUAACAAGGGACGGAUCAAUGAUGUUGUAGAGAAAUUGAGGGAGAGUAUGGAGAGACAGGGAGCUGAAUUUAUUUCAUUUGAUCCUGUAAUUGGAGAAUGGAAGUUCUUGGUUUGCCAUUUUAGCAGAUUUGGAUUGAGUGGCGAUGAUGAAGAAGAUAUCACAAUGGAUGAUGCGGCAGAAGUUCAAGAUCCUGCUGAGAUGAAAGGUGGUGAGAUUGUUGAUAUGGAUGAAGAAACCCCAGAAGAAGUAGAAGCUAAUGAACCAGUUCUUUAUCAUUCUCUUCCUGCACAUCUUGGUCUUGACCCAGUAAGAAUGAAUGAAAUGAGGACAUGGAUGUUUCCUGAUGACGAAGAAGAAGUUGUUGAGGAUUUGAUUGGUCUACGUCAGAAAUUUCCUUACAAUAAAGAAAGCAUUGGGUCUCCUCUACAGAAUUCCACUCAGAGGAUGAGCCAUAGAGCUAGUUCGCCUGUCAUGAGGAAAACACCUUUAGCACUGCUUGAGUACAAACCUGGCAGUUUCGAUUCCAGCUCCCCCGGAACCAUUCUGUUGGCCCAACAACAUAAGGGCCUGACUUCAAAGAUGAUGAAGGGAGUAGGCUUUACGCUGAACCUGGAGCAUGAAACACCAAUAAGUGGAAGCCAUUCUUGCAACAUUGUUGAUGCAGGUUUAUUCAUGGGCCGUUCCUUUCGUGUUGGUUGGGGCCCAAAUGGAGUCCUUGUUCAUUCUGGUGCUCCAGUUGGAGGUAAUAAUUCUCAGAGGUUUCUAUCUUCUAUUAUCCAUGUAGAGAAGGUUGCGCUUGACAAAGUGGUCAGAGAUGAAAAUAAUAAAUCCAGAAAGGAACUAGUUGACUUUUCUUUUGACUCACCUUUGAAUCUCCACAAGGCAAUAAACCGUGAAACAAAAGAAGUUGAGAUGGGUUCAUUUAAAUUGAAGCUUCAAAAGGUUGUUUCUAAUCGCUUAAUGCUUUCAGAAAUUUGUCGGAGUUAUAUAGACAUUGUUGAGAGGCAGCUGGAGGUUCCAUGGCUUUCAUCCUCUGCGCGAUUGGUUUUGAUGCACCAAGUUAUGAUCUGGGAGUUGAUAAAAGUACUUUUUUCUGAAAGGGAAAAUAGUGGACAGUCAAAAUCUGUAGGUGCUGACAAUGAGGAAGAUAUGAUGCAGGAUUUGAAAGAAAGUUCUUUGGAAGUUGACCAAGAAGCACUUCCUCUUAUACGGAGAGCAGAGUUCAGUUGUUGGCUGCAAGAAAGUGUUUGCCAUCGUGUCCAAGAUGAAGUGAGCUCCUUGAAUGAAUCCAGUUAUCUAGAACACAUUUUCUUACUUCUGACCGGAAGACAACUGGAUGCAGCUGUGGAAAUGGCUGCUUCUAGAGGGGAUGUAAGACUGGCAUGUUUGUUGAGUCAGGCUGGUGGAUUGAAUCAUGCUGACAUUGCACGGCAGCUUGAUCUUUGGAGGUCAAAUGGCCUGGACUUCAAUUUCAUUGAGAAGGAGAGAUUAAGACUUUAUGAGUUGCUUUCUGGCAAUAUUCAUGAUGCUUUGCAUGAUUUUAAAAUUGAUUGGAAGAGGUUCUUAGGGUUACUGAUGUGGUAUCAAAUGCCACCUCACACGCCAUUGCCCAUCAUUUUUCAAACCUAUCAGCUCCUUUUUGUCAAUGGUAAGGCCCCAUAUCCUCUCCCAAUUUAUAUCGAUGAAGGGCCAGUAGAUGCAGAUGUGCAUUUUUCAGAGAAACACUUUGAUCUCUCAUACUAUCUCAUGCUUCUUCAUGCUAAUGGCGAGGGUGAAUUUAGCGCUUUGAAGACCAUGCUUAGUGCCUUCUCAUCAACACAUGAUCCACUUGAUUAUCAUAUGAUCUGGCAUCAGCGAGCGGUGUUAGAAGCAGUUGGCAUUUUCACUUCUAAGGAUCUACAAGUUCUAGACAUGGGACUUGUUUCUCAGCUCCUGUGUAUUGGGCAGUGCCAUUGGGCCAUAUAUGUGGUCCUUCACAUGCCUCAAUGUGAUGAUUAUCCAUAUCUCCAUGCUACUGUUAUCCGAGAAAUUUUGUUUCAAUACUGUGAAACAUGGUGUUCUGAUGAAUCACAACAACGAUUUAUUGAGAACCUUGACAUUCCAUUAUCAUGGUUGCAUGAAGCUAUGGCGGUUUAUUUCAGUUACCACGGGGAUCUCUCAAAGGCCCUUGAGCACUAUCUUGAAUGUGCAAAUUGGCAAAAGGCUCAUUCUAUUUUUGUAACUUCAGUUGCUCAUAAAUUAUUUUUGUCAGCUGACCACUCAGAGAUUUGGAGGCUUGCAAUUGCAAUGGAGGAUCAUAAAUCUGAAAUUGCAAAUUGGGACCUGGGAGCUGGAAUUUACAUAUCAUUCUAUUCAAUAAAAAAUUCAUUUCCGGAUGACACCAAUACCAUGAGUGAGCUGGAUUCUAUUGAGAGCAAAAAUUCUGCCUGCAGAGACUUCCUUGAUCAUCUUAAGGACUCUUUAGAUGUUUUGCGGGACCAAUUACCAAUGGAUGCAAGGGUAGCGUAUUCAAAGAUGGCAGAGGAGAUCUCAGAAUUGCUUCUAUCUGAUCCUGAUAUAAGAGAGGGGUCAACACGAGAUGCUCAGUUAAGCUGCUUUGACACUGUUUUGAGAGCUCCAAUUCCUGAAGACCUCCGCUCAAAUCAUUUGCAGGAUGCCGUCUCUCUCUUUACAUGUUAUCUUUCAGAGAUGGCUGCCUAGUCUUGAUGCUUCUUUGUUCAGAUUGCUAGUUUACGAUUCGAGCAUGUAGAAGUAGUGUUUCACCGUAAGCUUGUACUUGCACUCACUUCCAGUCUCUCAUGAUUGUAAUAGACACACAUCAAGUUGCACAUGAAGUUCCAUGCAAGAUAUUCUUUCCA